AUUUUGAAUCCACUUGAUAGUCCCCACCACAUGAGAGCAGACGACAAUUGCCAGUUCGGAGAGGGUGUAGUGUUAGAUAAACCUGUGAAGACUGGCAAGGGAUCUUUUGCUAAUGUUGGUCUUCUAAAGAAAGAAGUACAGAUAGAUAAACAUAUACAACCAGGAAUAAGAGUUACAGUCAAAUUAUCUGACCAAGAUCCAGAGAAAAAGAAAUGGAAAGGCAUAGUUGUAUCACCAUCUACACCACAGAAAGAAGCUGAUUUGUACUGGGGAUACAAUGUCAGAUUAGCCAGUAGUACAUGCACUAGUAGUAUUUGGUGGUGUUAAAGGUUUAGAGGCAAGUUUAGAUGCAGAUGAAGCCCUGAAUGUAGAUUAUCCCAGCUUGUUGUUCCAACAUUACCACAACACCUGCCCGUGUCAAGGAAGUCGCACCAUCAGAAUUGAAGUUGGUUGACUUAAUGUCCUGGAAUGAUUCAAUACCAAGUAAGGGAAAAACACAACAACUUAAGUAUGUAAAGAAUAAGUUUGGCAGAGCAAGUUUGGUCCUUGGAGGUUACCGUUACAGUGCUAAGACCAAACGAAACAACAGAAUUUACUGGCGUUGUACAAUUGCAUCCUGUAAAGCAACAGUUAACACACAUGAGGGUCAUUUGGUCAAAGUUGGCACACCAUAUAACCAUCCAGCCUACCAGACAGGGUGGUUCAAAAUCAAUGAACCACCAGAACUGUCCUGUGACAGUCAGCAAAGUGAAAAUAAAUCUAUGUCAGAAGAAUUUAUAACAGCGGGUCAAGAGACUCAAGAUGAAAGUGUUCCACUUCACUUGGAA
Mytilus californianus (California mussel) is the source of this 827-nucleotide messenger RNA. Its product is annotated as putative methyltransferase C9orf114 homolog. The record is from RefSeq and is a predicted model, not a curated record. The transcript has 6 exons. The coding region runs from base 31 to 327 and encodes 98 amino acids. NCBI's taxonomy places the organism in Eukaryota, Metazoa, Mollusca, Bivalvia, Mytilida, Mytilidae.